AUGGUCAUUAAAUUGCUAAGAGAGGAGCGUCGCGCAGAUUGAAAAACAGAGAAACACGUCUCUCUUCUCUCUCCUCUCGACGAUCUAAAAUCUGCUUUGCUAGGGGGAGGCCCUUCUGUCCGAUGCGAUUCUGAGCUUGGGGGAUCGGUUUCGGAGGUUUAAUUUCAAAUAAUCUUUAUUUACAGUUUGUGAGUUGAUAAGAUGGACCACGAAGAGACUGGAUGUCAAGCUGCUCCUGAAGGUCCUAUAUUGUGUGUAAACAGUUGUGGGUUCUUUGGAAGUGCGGCUACUAUGAAUAUGUGUUCGAAGUGCCAUAAGGACAUGAUGAUGAAACAAGAGCAGGCUAAGCUUGCUGCAUCAUCCAUCGGGAGUAUUGUCAAUGGAACAUCAAGCAGCCACGGGAAGGAACCUGUUGCUGCUAAUCCAGCGGACCCAAAAACUAUCUUUAUGAACUCAGCCGUUGCAUUUAGGUCGGAAUAUGACUCUCCUUCCCCCUUCUCUUUUGGGCCCUCAGAGAGUGCUGUGGCAAAGCCUGACCCAGAAUCAUUUACUUUUGGGUCAGGGAAAAACGAUGAGCCAAAGCCGGAGGGCCCGAAGCGCUGCACUACCUGCAACAAGCGGGUGGGUUUAACAGGAUUCAAUUGUCGCUGUGGUGACCUUUUCUGUGCAGUACAUCGUUAUUCGGACAAACAUGACUGCCCCUAUGAUUAUCGUACUGCUGGUCGUGAUGCCAUUGCGAAAGCCAAUCCUGUUGUCAAAGCUGAGAAGCUUGACAAAAUCUAAAAUCAAUCGAGUGGAGAUGUUUCAUUCUGAAAAUUGAUGCUUGUCUUCAUUCAGGAGAUGGUUUCAACGUCUGCUGUGUUUACCUUAUCAUGUGAUCUUAUUAUGUUAUACCUAUUGGGAGGCAUGGCGGUUUGGACUUUGAAGAACUCUGUAUUUGUUAUUAUUGGGAGGAACUUUAUAUGUUGCUCCAGUGUUUCAUGUUGUAGUCUGUGUUGGUUUGGUGGUCAUGGUUAAUGGGUCAUAAUGUAUGUGUCUAUGUUCUGUUAAUAUGGGAUAUCUUUCUCUCUUGUAUUACUUUCUGGUUGAAAUUCCGAGAUGUGUACAACAAUGGCUGGUAUUGUAUAUUAUCUGUUUUCAUGCAUAUUUUAUAUUCUUGGA
Fragaria vesca subsp. vesca is the source of this 1161-nucleotide messenger RNA. RefSeq names its product zinc finger A20 and AN1 domain-containing stress-associated protein 8-like. The transcript is spliced from 3 exons. The record is from RefSeq and is a predicted model, not a curated record. NCBI's taxonomy places the organism in Eukaryota, Viridiplantae, Streptophyta, Magnoliopsida, Rosales, Rosaceae. Gene Ontology annotation, molecular function: DNA binding; zinc ion binding. Bases 202 to 783 code for a protein of 193 amino acids.